Pyricularia oryzae 70-15 is the source of this 2127-nucleotide messenger RNA. RefSeq lists its product as uncharacterized. Bases 1 to 2127 code for a protein of 708 amino acids. Lineage: Eukaryota; Fungi; Ascomycota; Sordariomycetes; Magnaporthales; Pyriculariaceae. The record is from RefSeq and is a predicted model, not a curated record. The transcript is spliced from 2 exons.
AUGUCUCAGGAGAAUGGUAUAUACGACGGAGACAUUUCUAUGCCUCAUGUUCAAGAGCUCUCGACCGAGUCUUUGGCCCAGCAACAAUCGACAAGAAAUAGCACCAAUCCCAUCUCGGCAUCUCGGCCGGAAUUCGCACCGCUUUUACCCGCUGAUGUGCAUCGGGAUCACCUGCUUUCGUCAAAGCCAGCAUCUCGAGAGAAGCAGCAAGAGACGUCCUCUGCGCCACAUAGAGGUCCAACACGACGCAUUCUGUCGUCACUCUGGAACUGGGUAUGGCUCAUGGAGUCUCUCGCCAUUCUAGCCUCAAUUGUGAUGGUUAUAUCUAUCGGAUUCGUCCUCAACAACUAUCACAAAAAGCCAGCUCCCCAGUUCUUCGACCUCAACAUCACCACAUUGGUUGCCAUCAUUGCAACGCUGAUGCGCGCAGCGUUAGUCUACGUCGUGGUACAGGUCCUCGGGCAAGUCAGGUGGUCCUGGUUUUCUUCACCCAAGCCAUUGUACGACCUUCAUCACUUUGAUCAGGGAGGCCAGAGCCUACUUGGCUCCUGUCAGCUUGCUGUUCACAUGGUUCGUACCGGCUUGCGAUACCAGGAUGGCAUCGUCAUAAUGAUUGCUGCAGUUACUUUGGUAGUCAGCUUUGCCACCACUCCUGCUGUCCAGCAGGCUGUCAAGACGUUUCCCUGCCCGACACUUGAUCCAUCUAGGAUAGCGACUAUGCCGAUCGCGCACACCAUGGGAAUUUGCAGCGUUUGCACCGACAUCUCUGACCAGGCCAGAGUGGAGGACGCCCCAAAUAACUCGACAUCUUCAGGGGCUGCCAACAAAAACAUCAGCAUCGUGACUGAGGGGUACAAAACAUGGAUCAACACACGAAAUAUAACAAAUCUAAACAGGAUACAGCCCUCUCCAAUCGGACUCAGUGUCGCAGUCUUUAAUUGGGACAACCCUAGGCAAUGGUCGUGGGACUGGCCCUUUGAAGUCGGUUCCAUUUUCACGCUUGAAGUUUUGGCGUUUUCCGAUAGUCGCUGCAGCCAAACAAAGGGCGAUGCAAAACGUUGUCCUAGCAAUAUUUUGGUGGACGACGUCAUACAAGGUCAAACAGCCAAUACAACUACAGACCUUGUCGCAGUAUCCUGCAAGAUAUACCCGUGUCUUCGCACCUACGAAGCCCGGGUACAAUUUGGAGUUCUCACAGAAACGCUUCUGUCGACAGUUCCCGCAAACUUGUUCAGCAGACCAAACCACGUACAAAAAGCGGGAUCAACAGUGGGAUUAAGUACCAGCUAUGUUGUUCUACGAAGCCCAUGCAUUUCGUCCAGCGGCCGUAUUUACACCAAUGCCAACAUCAGCAAGUAUUCCCCGGAGCCGAAUGAGAAAUACGUCAACGUAUCAGUCUGGAACGGUAAAGAAGAAGACUGGCGUACCUCCGAAACCCCGAUGAAGAUUCCAACCAGUUGCAGCUAUCAUUUGAACGAUGAAUACAUGGAGCAGGUGAAAAGCUUCAUAUUCAGCAGCAUUAUGAAAGUUGGAGGUCGUUGCACACUUGGCGAAUUGGAGGUAAAAACCAGAUCCGAAAAUGUGACCUGCGACAGCUGGUGGCUCGCCUCGCUCUACAAUUCUCGAAACGCAACAAACGAGACUGUGUCACGGGCAAUGGAUGCCUGGACUAGGGCAGUAUCAGAUCAGUUCCGAGUGAUAAAAAAUUGGCCAGACGAGGAAUGGUCCGAAGAGAUUUUACCGAACAACAUCACUGGAGCAGCGAUGCGCACGACGGUCUGCCUAUCAUUGGCUUGGGAAUGGCUUCUGCUCCCUGCUGGGCUGAUUGGCGUUACCAUGGCGCUUUUGGUAGUUACGAUCCUAGAAAGCCAUCGCCACGCAGACUCGCAGCCGAUUUGGAAAGGCAGCGCUUUACCACUCGUAAUGUACGGGCUCGGUGAUGCGAGCAUGCAGGAAAGGGACUGGGUUCCUGAUGCGGAUCGCCGCGACCAGGACGUCGGUGUUGAAACCGAGUCCAAGUCAGUCGUUCCUCUUCGUGUCGUGGAGGAAACUGCAAAGGAUAUCGAAGUGAGGUUCAAUGGGACACGAUCUCGGUUUGAGGUGGUGACAGACAAGACUCAAGUCUGA